Molecule: messenger RNA, 5488 nt
Organism: Menidia menidia (Atlantic silverside)
Lineage: Eukaryota; Metazoa; Chordata; Actinopteri; Atheriniformes; Atherinopsidae
Source: the annotation of a GenBank genome assembly
CUGUUACAGCGGUUACGGCGGUUAUCAACUAAGUACCGGACAGAGAAGAUUUACCCCACCAACGUAGGAGAGCGGGAGGAGAAUGUCAAGAAGAACAGAUACAAAGAUAUACUGCCCUUUGACCACACAAGAGUGAAGCUGGCAUUUAAAACAACAAAUCAGGACACAGAUUACAUCAAUGCGAACUUCAUCAAGGGUAUUGAUGGCCCAAAGGCCUACAUUGCAACUCAGGGUCCACUGCCAAACACUGUCAUUGACUUCUGGAGGAUGAUCUGGGAGUACAAAGUAGCUGUUAUUGUAAUGGCUUGUCGGGAAUUUGAGAUGGGAAGGAAAAAGUGUGAACGAUACUUCCCGCCAGGAGAGGAGGAGCCCAUGACUUUUGGUCCUUUCAGAAUCUCCUGUGAAUCUGAGCAGCGCAGAACAGACUACUAUGUCAGAAUUUUGAUAGUGCAGAACGAAACGGAAACUCGGAGGAUAACUCAGUUCCAUUAUAUGAACUGGCCCGAUCAUGACGUCCCCUCAUCAUUCGACUCCAUACUGGAUAUGAUUGGACUAAUGAGAGAAUAUCAAGACAACGAUGACAUCCCCAUAUGUGUGCAUUGCAGUGCAGGCUGUGGGAGGACGGGUGCAAUCUGUGCUAUUGACUACACAUGGAACCUCCUCAAAGCUGGGAAAAUUCCAGAGGAUUUUAACGUUUUCCGGUUGAUCCAAGAGAUGAGGACGCAGCGACACUCUGCCGUUCAAACAAAGGAGCAGUACGAGUUAGUUCAUAAAGCAAUUGCUCAGCUCUUUGAGAAACAACUGCUGCUACUGGAGAGUUCCGCCGACACGCAGAUACAUGAUGGCAUGGAUGAAAGCAGUCCUGACAAAGCAAGCCAUCCUUCAGACGAGGAGCGAUUGGACACACCUCCUCCCAAACCUCCCCGCAUACGCAGUUCCCAGACAGAAGGUGAUGUGAAGGAGGAGAUUCUCCAGCCUCCUGAGGCUCACCCGGUUCCCCCCAUCCUCACCCCGUCUCCCCCGUCAGCCUUCCCCACUGUCACAAAUGUUCGGCAGGACAACGACCGCUACCACCCCAAACCGGUCAUACACGUCCUGGCCACCGCGCAGCACAACGUGACGCAGAAAAAAGAUGCGGCCCUGCAGCAGAACGAUUCAGAACCCAAUCCGACUAAAGACGCCAGCCCCUCAGAGCAAAAGGAUCAGGACCUACUGAGCCGACAUCAGCAGACGCAGGUGUCAAACUUAGAUCUCAACGACAACUACAACAACAAAGUCUCCUCGACAUCGACGCAGUCCGAGUCAGGCAAAAGCCAGACGCAGACCCCCUCCUCGCCCAUCUCCCCCUCUGUUGAAUGUUUCGGUGCUUCUCGCAUUGAGAGGAAGCUCAGCAUCGAGAUUAAAAAGGUGCCGCUGCAGGAAGGACCUCGUAGCUUCGACACGUCUUCCUCGGUGGGCGUGGCGGGCGGAGGCGGGGCCAGUCCCAGCAACAACACCAGCAUGCUGCAGAGAGGCCACGCCUUCAAAGCCCGGUCCGGCCAGUCCCUGCUGACCUCCAGCUCCUCGCUGUCGGAGGACUCGGGCACAGAGGGAGGAGGAGGAGGAGCGGGGGGCUGCGGGGACAGCCAGCCGGACGGGGGUCCCCUAAUCAGACCAAACCACCUCCCUGUGAAGAGCGGGGAGAAGAUGGGCGCCAAGGAGGAGGACCGGGGGGACCUGAAGGCCGGCCACGCAGCCUGGACGCAGCCCUGCCACAGCCCGGAAAAGACAUUCCCCAAGACCUCCUCCUCUUCCUCCUCCUCAGACAGGGUUGCUCCUUCCUCCUCCUCCUCCUCCCACCUGUCCUCUUCCUCCUCAUCCUCCUCUUCCACUCCCGUUAGGACUGCGCUGAGUUUCACCAACCCCCUGCACUCGGAUAACUCGGAUGAGGAGGGGAAUGGAGAGCUGUCCGGGGGAAAGGACUGCUCUUUCACAAACGUGUCCACGGCCUCGGUAACCACAUCCCCUCAUCACGAAGCCCAGCAGCUGGUCAGAAAAGUGCUGCCCAUGGCCAUUGCAGGCCAGAAAUUUCCAUCAUCUUCUCCGACCACAGCAAACUGCUGGGACAGCGAUGACUCCCCUCCCCCCCUCCCUGAGAGAACCCCUGAGUCCUUCAUACUGGCCACAGACCCCCUGGACCUGAGAACGUCAGGCUCGGCAGAAUGGAGCAGUUUGCAGAAAGAUGAGUCAGAUUGUGUAAAGACAUCUGCCGCUGACCCUGGAUCUGCCGGCAGCACAGCGACAGACAACCAGGCAGAGCUUGGCGGGAUUCGGUAAUCGCUGCAUUCAGCGCAAGGGCCCUCAAGAACCCCCCCCCGGAGUGGACGUAAUGGACCGAUCCGUCUGCCUGUCCACGAAUGGCUCCUCUCUAACGAGGAACUAGACUGUACGGAUCUGACCAGGCUGAUCCAGAAACUAAAGCUGCACAUUUUCACAUAGAAGCUGCUUCUGUGUGACUCUGUGCUGACAUCCUCCUCCUCCUCCUCCUCCUCCUUCGUCCCGCCGUCAAAGUGCCACCACGCUAAGCAAAAGAACAACUCCAGGUCCAGAGGCUUGUCCAUUUCACAACAAAGCUUUCCCUCCUCGGCUUGCUGAUGUAAGAUGGCUUGACUUCUCUAGAUGCUGACCAGGGAUCAGUCUUUCCCUGCCAUUCGUUCAAGGAUACUUUUUUUUUGCAGUAGACAAAGAGAGGGCCUCGUUUUUCUUCUUCUCCACUUUUUCCCCUUUUGACACUCAAUAAAGAAGGAUCUAAAGUGACUCCUGAACUUUGUUUCAAGCCAAAUGAGAAGAAAGUUAUAGAAAAAAAAAAAAACUACAGUGGGAGGUGGAUUUCGGAGGUUUAACCGAACUCCCAGAGGUUGAAUGCUGCCUCCCGCUGAACCGACAACAAUCUUCAAAGCGAAUUUAGAUAAUCUGCUGCCCAUGAUGCAACCUUUUCAGUUGGGUAUGUGGAGGUUGCCAGGGCGCUGUCUGUGUCUCUUUGUAUUUCUGUGUCCGUUCGUCCCUCUUUCUAUGUGCUGGUGCUACAUUACUAAAGAUCAGCAUAGAAACAGACACUCUGGAGCUAUCUGUUGCCAACGUUAACCUGUUCUCACCUCCGUUAGGUCUCCCCUCACCAGCUCUAGUAGCUCAUGUUUCUAUGCUCCUCUGUCAGAGUCAUAAGCUAACAUGGUUUGGUCAUUGCAGUGUUCAGUAACUGUAAUCAUUUCCUCUCUUCGGGCUAAAAAUGCUGCUAGAGUAGGUGGUUACUAUUCAUUGGUUAAGUUUACUCACUGUUGCUUUUAGUUUGACAUUUAUGUGAAGAGCAUUAACAGCCUUCUCAUUAAAGUCCACAGGAAACAAAAAGAUAAGUGCUUCAUUUUCUUAAAAAUCCUGGACAUUUGCUUUAAAUAUCUGCUGAGUCUGCAACAUUAUUGGUCCCACAAUGUUUUUUAGAAGCAUAGUUGAACGCAGAAAUUGUUUUAGAAUUAGUUUUUUUGUGGCUUUCCAUCCCAAAGAAUAGUCUUUUAAAUGGUCAUACAAUGUCAAACAAAACUAUUAAAAUCAAAAAGAACUGAAUGUGUUUAUUUGAAAGAUGGCUGAUCUUUCUACAGCAUGUUAAUUAGGGCCAGGAGCUUCAAAUCAGAAGUAGUCUGAAGGCAUUACCGACACCAGUAAUGGCCAAACUGAUCAGUUCUAUGACUCUGGUUCUCACUGCUGGGACCAUGAUCCUGCCUUAGUCCACCUCUCAGAGAAGACGUCAGUUAAAGCCUUUCAUUUUUCUGCUUCCUUUUGCUUCUGGCUUCUCUCAGUCUUCACGUCCCGCUUAUGUUCGCUGUUUACUUCUCCUCCUUCCUCUGCUUUUUUCCCCCCCGUCUGUCUGUUCUCACUCCCCUUCCUGUUAUCGAGGCCCUCUGAACGACCAUGAAAGUUUUCAUUACAGCUUCUCACGGCAAACCUCAGUGUUUCGGAGUAUGAAUGUUACACCUGAAACGCUUGAAAUCUGGAACUUGACAGAUUGAAACUAAACCUCCAGCCCGCCUCCACGAAUCAAACUAGUUUGGUUUCUUUUUGUUGAACAGCUCGCUGCUCUUAACCUGCUUCUGUGUGUGUGAGGCAUUGAUUUAAACCCACGACAGCAGCUAAGGACCCCAGGACUACUGUUUUCUACUUAUUGUUGACGUCUCCUGCAUUAGCUACCAUAACGACACAGUAUAUGCAUUGUUUUAUAAAGAUAAAGAACUGUACAGGGCAGUUUACGUAUAUGAUGUUUCAAAUUUCUUUUUGCUAUCUCUUAAAUAUUCCUAUUAACAGAAGAUGUAAGAAAGUCCGUGCAUGAUGAUGAUGAUUCCUCCCCCACACAGUGUUUUCCCUCAAAGUGUAAAUUAUUCUGCUACCCUUUUGUUUUUGCAUCUGGCAAAUAUAUCAGGGUUGUUUUUAAAUUUAUGUUAGAACUAUGUGCUUAAUAGGUUGAUAAAAUGUUUUUAGUUGGCUGGCGGUGGAGAAGCAUAUGCUGUCAGCUGGCCCCCUCCGAUGACUACAGUGGGCUCAGAUUAAGAUUGUAAUAAUAAUAUGAUGAUGAUAAUAAUAAUAAUGGUCUUUUUUUUCUUUUGUAAAUGGUAUUUUAAAGGUUAUUUUUGUAUACGCGGUUGUUUUAUGCGUCACUGCCCCUCCCCACCCAGACCUCCACUCAUCUCUUAUCUCAUAAGCUCUUUCGACGUCCUCAUCUUUUAAAAUCUCUCAUUUUCCCCCGAUAUUUUUCCCCCACCAACAUGCUACUAAGAUGGAGCCAAUGCUCCAAACGAAGCGGAGCUUUUUUGGUCUUUUUCUUUUUUAGCCAUGCUCUUUUUUUAGCCGCCACCCCUCAAUUGUUUACAUCUUUCAUCUUUCCCCACUCCAUCCGUUUUUAAAAAAGCUGUCAUUUUCCAGUGCUCCUACCUGUCAACAUUUCCAACUAGUUGGCACUUCAAAGUACCAGGAUGCACCCACAAUAGGAGAGGCGGCCUUCAGCUUUAGGAUUUUACCUUGUUUUUGUUUACCCCUCCCUCCAUGCAUCCACACACACUCAAGCAAGCCUCGAUCUCUGAAAAGAGCCCGUCUGUGCCUUUAAGAGAGCCCGCCCUGCUCCCCUCACCUUUCCACUCUCCUCCAAUCACCAUUAACAUCGAGCGCGAAAGAGACGUGAUUUGCUGCUGCUUGCCCUUCACCUUGUGUGGGACUCUCACCCAGCCAUGCCCCUGGCCACAGAAACACACAAACGCACGAAAAGAAAAAAAAAUGUUUGUAUGUUGCAGAAAUCAAUCAGUAAAAACGAACAUUAAGUAAAGAUGUGGCUUCCUCCUCUUUGUGGAUCUACCAAAACGUUGGUGGAGGCGUGCGCACGGUCACUUUUUUUUUUUUUGCACACAGAAUCCGAAUCUUGUGAUAGUGCUCAGAAAUGAACUUGUGAACUUCUCUCCAGUGUGAGUGG